UCAGCCCUCAUCAGAUUCUUGCCCCCUCAGCUCGCGCCGGCGGUCUUGCGAUCGUACACCCUUCUGCGGCUUAGGAUGCAGCAGCAGUGGCGGCGCGGCAGGGUUGGCGGUCGGCUUCGACCGGCCCAGGCGAGGCGAGUCGGGAGGCGUGGUCCAGGCCGGAAGCAAGAGGAACUCAGCGGGGACACUGCUGACGGACGGCUCUCCUGAAGGAACGAACACACAGGCCAUCCACACAUACCAUAGCCAGCCAGUGUGUGCAUUUCUCCUUCCUGGCGUGGAGUACCUCUUGCUCGUGCAACAAUCGGAUCUGCUCAUUGAGUCUGGCGAUCUCGGCCUGAGCUUCCUCCAGACCCUGAACGACAGGCAACAGACGCAACACAGACAUGGAGACAUACCCAGACAGACACAUAGAUGGCCGCGUUGUGCUGCGGUGCGUGUGGCGUGUGGCGUGAGGGAGCUUACCCGUUCCUGCUGCUUGCUCUCUUCGUACAAUGUCGUGCACCUGGUAGUUGAGCUCCUCGAGGUGUUGCUGAAGGGCAAACAAGUCUCGGUUGGCCUCGCGCGCCUCUCCCUCAGCCUCGCUGGCUUGGCGGCGGUAGUUGUCCUUGUCCCUCUCCAGGCCAGCUAUCUUGGCAUUUAUCAAACUUCUCAUGCGCUCAUAUCCCUCGGUAUAGAAGUACUGCACACAGAGACCGAGACAAAUGCGGUGAGUGAGUGAACGGAUAAAUGAGCUGCUCGCCUUGCCCUGCCCUGCCAUCCUCACUGACCCGCUCACGAGAGAUGCGCUCGUACCCCUCUGGCAUGGGCGGCGGCAUAUCAGGCACGGGCGGCAAGAGGCCGCUCGAGAAGAGGAGGCCGCGAACGUACACCUCACCGAUACCCUUGCCGCCCGCGCCGGCACCUGCAGCCGCAGCAGCAGGCAGCGCAGCAUUAAGCGGUCGUCGCACACACGCCGACUGGAACUCGCCCCACUCAAUCUCGUCCUCGUCCGCAGUCGGCGAGGGUGGCUGGCUGCCUGGCUCACCAUCGACAUCCUGCAGGCAACGAACCCACACAAACACACACGCACAGCCCAUCCUACCAUGAUUGAGUGACGAACGUGUGUGUGCGUGUGGUAUGGGGUGACUUACCGCAGGCGUAUCGCUGUCGUUGCUAUCGCUCUCGUCGUCCCUGGGCCGCUGCUGGAUGGCGGCCACGAGCAGGUCUUGCAGCUCCUCGUUGUUCUUGGAGAGGCGAAGUUUUCCUGCAACAGCUCUGCGCGGCUCUCCAGAAGCUCCUCGUUGCGGGCGAUGGUACUGUUCAGCAGCUGCAGACAAAAUGAGAAGAUCGAUCACCAGACGAAGUGAGCGGCCCGCCCCUCGUGUGUGUGCUGUUUGUUUGCCUUACCUCUCGCAGAGUGGUCUGCCUCUAAUCGGCCGCCUCCAAGCCGUCUUGAGAGGCACGAAGUCGCUGGUGCAGUGCCCUCGCGGCGGUCACCUCCUCCUUGAGGCAGCUCUCCAGGCUGUCGACCUGGAGCUGCUGGCCCUGGGCGGCGGCCUCUCUCUCGGCGACUUGGCGGCGCAGGGUGGUGAUGUGCUCGGUCUUGAUGGCCACGAUGGCCCGCUGGUCCGCUAGGGCCUCUCCACCCCUCGCUGUACCACCGGGGGCGGCUGGUUUCCACCGUGACGUCAUCGAGUUCCUCAAAUGCGCUGCGCAGUGUGCUGCUGCCGCCGGUCACUGGGGUGAGCCGACCCCGAAAGGUGCGCAUGGCCCUUCGGCGAGCUGCUCCCCUGAUGAAGUCGAGCAGGGCGGCGUCUGCAGGCCAGAGCCACAAGCGCUCCACGCGAUGGCGAUCUUCUCCGGAUGGCGUUUUGCGAGGAGCGAUUGUGAACUUUGAGCCAAAGC
This is a messenger RNA of Vitrella brassicaformis, 1887 nucleotides long. NCBI's taxonomy places the organism in Eukaryota, Vitrellaceae. The record is from the annotation of a GenBank genome assembly.